Molecule: messenger RNA, 3057 nt
Organism: Rotaria sp. Silwood1
Lineage: Eukaryota; Metazoa; Rotifera; Eurotatoria; Philodinida; Philodinidae
Source: the annotation of a GenBank genome assembly
AUGGAAGCACAUCAAGAAGAUUUAACAAAUAUUAACUUUGAUACUGAUUGGCAAUGUUAUUGUCAACUUACAAAUGAAGAAAAUAUGGUGACAACUGCACACAAUGCGGAUAUAAAUCAUGGUUGGUCUUCAAUCAAUUUACCACACAUUCUCGAUAUAAAUAAAUCACGUAAGUUUAAAGAAACAAAUUUAUAUAGAUGGUGGUAUUGUAAACAAUUCGAUUGCACAUCUAUCGACAAACACAUACAUCUAAUAUUUGAGUCCUAUGAUGAUCAAAAUGAUAGUUCUAUUUCAACAGAUAUUAAUGGCACUAUAUGGCUCAAUAAUACACAAAUAUUUUCUGGCUUAUUCAUAUCAUUAACGAAUCCUAUUGAGUUACCCUCAAAAUUAUUACGUAAUGAAAAUAUUCUGGUGAUUUGUUGUUUAAAUUCUACUCUUUCUCUUCAUGCUAAUCUUAUUCUACACGGUAAAAUAAUUUGUGCAACAGGACAAGUAAAUGUUACUGAAGAACUUGUAAACAAAAAUACAACUCAAAAGCAAAAAGAGAACGAGAUUUUAGAUUAUACAAUUAGUCUCGAUGAUACAAGUGGACGUAUUGAUGUUAUGUUUAAAUCAAAAAAGGAAUAUAAAGCACCUUUAAAAUCAGUUGCAUCAUCACCACAAUUAAUUGAAUACAAUCGAAAUGAAAAACAAAUCGAUGAAAAUAAAGAAGAACCAAAAGAUGAUCUUCUUAUACCUCGUUUAGCUAUUGUCAUACUCAUCGUUGGUACACGAGGUGAUGUACAACCAUUUAUUGCUCUUGGUCAAGCACUUCGAGCAAAAGGUCAUCGAGUUCGAUUAGCAACACAUGAAACAUUCCGAUCAUUUGUUCGUGGUAAUGGUUUAGAAUUUUAUCCAUUAGGUGGUGAUCCCGUUGAUUUAAUUUCAUUUAUGGUUAAAAAUACUGGUAUUAUUCCUUCAAUGGAUAGUAUUAUGGCUGGAGAUGUAAGCAAAAAACGUCGAGCUCUAUCUGAUAUUCUUGCAUCAACAUGGCAAGCAUGUAUAGCAAAUGAUGAUGAAACAGAUAUGCCAUUUACAGCUGAAGCAAUUAUUGCUAAUCCACCAUCAUUUGGUCAUAUUCAUUGUGCAGAAAAAUUACAAAUUCCUUUACAUAUCAUGUUUACAAUGCCUUGGACACCUACAACAACUUUUCCACAUCCGUUAUCAAACAUUGAUAAUUCAAGAGGAUCAAGAAAAAUAAUUAAUCGAUAUUCAUAUGAUGUUAUUGAAAUGCUGACAUGGGCAGGUAUGCGUGAUAUUAUCAAUAAUUUUCGAAAGAAAACAUUGGGUCUUUCAACUUUAAAUACUAGUCAAGCAAUAAAUGUUUUAAACGAUGAACGAGUACCACAUACUUAUUGUUGGUCACCAUCACUUGUUGCUAAACCAAAUGAUUGGGGAGAACAUAUUAAUGUUUCUGGCUUUUUCUUUUUGGAUCUUGGUACUACUUAUACAAAUCCACCUCAAGAUUUACUCGAUUUUCUUCAAUUUAAUGAUGAAAAACCAAUUUAUAUUGGUUUUGGUUCUAUUGCAGGACAUGAUUCUCGUCGUAUUCUUGCAAUUGUUAUUGAUGCACUUAUUCGAACUGGAUAUCGAGCUGUUCUAUCUGGUCUUGCUUCCGAUACAGAUCAUCUACCACCAAAUAUAUUUAAAAUUGGAAAUGUACCACAUGAUUGGCUUUUUCAACAUGUAUCAGCUGUAUGUCAUCAUGGUGGUGCAGGUACAACUGCAGCUGGUCUACGUGCUGGAAAACCAACAAUAGUUGUUCCAUUUUUUGGUGAUCAAUUUUUUUGGGGUACGAUCAUUGCAAAGAGUGGUGCUGGUCCUCAGCCAAUUCCAGGAAAAUCGAUUACAACAGAUCAAUUAAUUCAAGCAUUUCAUUUUGUUCAUCAAUCAACAACACGUAUUGCUGCUGAACAUCUUCGUGAUUCGAUUCUGAAAGAAGAUGGAUGUGCAGCAGCAGUUCAUGCAUUUCAUGCUAAUCUACCUUUAACACGUAUGCAUAGCGAUUUAGAACCAACAUUUGCUGCUUGUUAUCGUGUAGAUAACUAUCACUUACAAAUAUCACGACCAGUAGCACACGUGUUAGUAUCAGCAAAAGUUCUAGAAGAAGCUCAACUGUGUCCACAUGUUACACGAGAAUGGCAUUUCAAACAUGAUAAUCAUACGCAUAUAAUUAUGCAUGGUUUUUUUGAACAUUCUCAAAAAGCUUUCUCUACAAUGUUUAUUGACACUGCAUCAGAGUUGAAACGAACGGCCAGCAAUGAAAAUACAAAUAGGAGAACACUUGAAGAUGCUGGAACUGUUGCCAAAGGUAUUGGUUUAGGAAUAGGUCAUUUAACAAUUGGAUCCUUAUCAUUAUAUGGUGAAUUAACCGAUGUACUUGAUCAUGUGCCUUAUUUAUAUGAUCCGUAUAGUAAUUCCGAAGCACGUCCAAGACCAAUUGUAAUCGAUUUUAAGUCAGGUGCAAAGGCAGCUGGUUUAACCUUAUGGAAUGGUUGGAAAGAAGGUGUUACAGGUGUGAUAACACAGCCACGUGCUGGUUAUAAACGUCAUGGUAUAGUUGGUGGUGUAGCAGGAUCAUUAAUAGCUACAGUGAAUAUUUGGAUGAAACCUGGUCUUAGCACUCUUUCAUCUCUCACUUGGUUAAGUCGAGGUGUUUAUGCUAGUGUAGAAAAUGUUUUAGAAAAUUACAAAAAAGAAGGAAGACGUAUAUCACCAAAACUUUUCAAUGUCACUUCGUCGUCAUCAAGUGUAAGUAAUGAAGAAAUACAGAAUGAAAAUGAUAAGGAAGUUUCAUUAAUUGCCAAAAUUGCUGCAAACAACUCAGGUUUUCAUCCAAAAGUAUGUCAAACUAUUAUUGAUGAAUUUAAAAAAAUUAAAGCAGAACAUGAACAAUAUCGAAACUCUUCAUCAACAAAGAAGAAAUAUCCAGUAGUGUUGUUUUCUAAUGACAAUAAAAUUAAACGAUCUUCGUCAUCGGAUGUACGUAUCAUUGUAUCAAGACGAUUCAAAGAUUGA